ACGACGCAACUGAUAAAUAGACAAUUUGCAUACUUUUUCUGCUGGAAAAUCGAGGAAAAUGCACCAGCGACGCAGAAAAACACUCAACAGACAGUCUUUGAUUUGAACACGAAGCCACCUAGCGGAAAAAGAUGGUAAAUCCGAUAAAAUUUCAUCGGCAUGAAAUCCGUUGCGACAACAGAAGAACUUGUCCUAUGAAAUGUCUUCGGGAAGAGAAAGCAGAAGUUCUACUUUUCUGUUUUUGAAAGAAAUGCCUAAAAUAUUCAUUCAAAUCUUGAAACAUGGCCUAAUUUCAGAGGACUAUUGACGAAAGUAAAUGUUCAGAGAGUUGAAUUACAGCACAAUCUAUGCACUUAUCAACAGAAAUGUCCAACAUCUGUCGUGAGAAAUUUCGCCAACGGAAGCGCUUCGACAGGAAUAAACAAUCAAAUGUUGAAACUUCAGUUUGCAGAGUAAACAAACGGGAAGCAAUUGAAGCGAAUCCGCAAAAAUCCACGCUGAUAAACAGCGAGUGGCGAAAAAUGCCAAAGACGCAGUGUCAAGCAGACCUGCUCACGUUUCCAGCCACUGACUGUGUGAUUGUGAGACGGAGAUGCUAGUGUGAGGCACGAUAAGGGGGACAAAGUCGGGACGUCCGCGCUAAUCAGUAAACACUCGCCAGUUGAGCAAAUCGCUCGCAUCUCUCUGCACACGUCGAGGAAGGAUCAACGAUGCCCAGGCAAACGGUACUGGUGACAGGCGGCGCCGGAUACGUCGGCUCGCACACGAUUCUGGAGCUCCUCAGCGCGGACUACGCCGUGGUGUGCGUGGACAAUCUCUGCAAUGCGUACAAGCAGAAGGGCGCCGCUCUGCCGGAGUCCCUGGUGCGCGUCCAGGAGCUCACCGGCAAGGGCGUGACAUUCUACGACGUGGACAUUCGCGACAGGGAGGCACUGAUGGAUGUCUUCGCGAAGCACAAGAUCGACUGCGUGGCCCACUUUGCUGCGCUGAAGGCCGUCGGCGAGUCCUGCAAGUAUCCGCUGCAGUACUACCAGAACAACAUCACAGGCACCAGCAUCCUGCUGGAGGUGAUGGCGCAGGCGGGCUGCUUCAACUUCGUGUACAGCUCCAGCGCCACGGUGUACGGCGAGCCCAAUUUCCUGCCGCUCACCGAGGAUCAUCCCACGGGCAAGUGCACGAGUCCGUACGGCAAGAGCAAGUACUUCACCGAGGAGAUCCUCAAGGAUCUGUGCGAGUCCGACAAGCGCUGGACGGCGGUGUCGCUGCGCUACUUCAAUCCCGUCGGCGCACAUCCAUCGGGGCGCAUCGGCGAGGAUCCCAGCGGGGAGCCCAACAAUCUCAUGCCCUACAUCUCGCAAGUGGCCGUCGGCAGGCGCUCCGUGCUGCGCAUCUACGGCACCGACUAUCCCACCAAGGACGGCACAGGCGUUCGCGACUACAUCCACAUCGUGGAUCUGGCGCUGGGACACGUCAAGGCGCUGGACAAGCUCGCCACCGGCGAACUGCGAGGCUUCGUGGCGUACAAUCUGGGCACGGGCGCCGGCUACUCCGUGCUGGAGAUGGUGAACGCCUUCGCGGACGCGUCGGGGCAGCGAGUGCCCUUCGAGGAGUGUCCGCGGCGCGCCGGCGACAUCGCCGAGAGCUACGCAGACGCGUCGCUGGCCGCCAAGAAGCUCAACUGGCGCGCCCAGAAGGGCAUCCGCGAGAUGUGCGCCGACACGUGGAAUUGGCAACAGUCCAAUCCCAACGGCUACGCCGCCGCCAAGCUUUAGCACCAAAGAUUACAUUGUCGUCGCCAAAGGACAUCCAGUCAACUUUCUUUUCUUACAUUCUUCUCAGCAUUCUCGCACUCUUCGUUCAGCUUCUCGUCCAAAUUCAAUGUUGUGCCAUUAUUCUCUGUUCCUGUGUUUUUCAAUGUUAAGCAAAUAAAGAUGAUUUGAAUGGAAAUUUCGCCAAAUAAUUACAAAUAAUCAUGAAAA
Molecule: messenger RNA, 1979 nt
Organism: Phlebotomus argentipes
Lineage: Eukaryota; Metazoa; Arthropoda; Insecta; Diptera; Psychodidae
Gene: Gale
Product: UDP-glucose 4-epimerase
Exons: 3
Coding region: 711-1772 (353 amino acids)
Biological process (GO): beta-D-galactose catabolic process via UDP-galactose, Leloir pathway
Cellular component (GO): cytosol
Molecular function (GO): UDP-glucose 4-epimerase activity
Source: RefSeq, a predicted model, not a curated record